UGCAUCCGGAAGCCGAUGUGUCGGAGCUUUUCCGGGGCGGCGCUUCCUCUUAGCCUCUGCGACGGGACGGUAAACAUGGUGAACGUGCCGAAGACUCGCAGAACUUUCUGCAAAAAGUGCAAGAAGCACCAGCCUCACAAAGUUACCCAGUACAAAAAGGGCAAGGAUUCCCUUUAUGCACAGGGUAAGAGGAGAUACGACCGUAAGCAGAGCGGUUAUGGUGGCCAGACGAAGCCCAUUUUCCGAAAGAAGGCAAAGACCACAAAGAAGAUUGUGUUGAGGCUGGAGUGUGUGGAGCCCAACUGCAGGUCCAAGCGGAUGCUGGCCAUUAAGAGAUGCAAACACUUUGAACUGGGCGGGGACAAGAAGAGAAAGGGCCAAGUUAUCCAGUUCUAAAGAGCAUUUUGGUUUUCGUCUGUUUGUGGAUGAAGUCUUUGUCAAUAAAAGUUGAUGAGUA
This is a messenger RNA of Brienomyrus brachyistius, 457 nucleotides long. It is a transcript of the gene rpl36a, whose product is annotated as ribosomal protein L36A. Gene Ontology annotation, cellular component: ribosome; cytosolic large ribosomal subunit. The transcript is spliced from 5 exons. Gene Ontology annotation, biological process: translation. Gene Ontology annotation, molecular function: structural constituent of ribosome. Bases 16 to 396 code for a protein of 126 amino acids. The record is from RefSeq and is a predicted model, not a curated record. Lineage: Eukaryota; Metazoa; Chordata; Actinopteri; Osteoglossiformes; Mormyridae.